Messenger RNA from Myotis davidii, 2963 nucleotides. It is a transcript of the gene CCNF, whose product is annotated as cyclin F. The coding region runs from base 132 to 2492 and encodes 786 amino acids. The record is from RefSeq and is a predicted model, not a curated record. Gene Ontology annotation, cellular component: cyclin-dependent protein kinase holoenzyme complex; cytoplasm; nucleus. The transcript has 16 exons. Gene Ontology annotation, biological process: mitotic cell cycle phase transition; regulation of cyclin-dependent protein serine/threonine kinase activity. Gene Ontology annotation, molecular function: cyclin-dependent protein serine/threonine kinase regulator activity; protein binding. NCBI's taxonomy places the organism in Eukaryota, Metazoa, Chordata, Mammalia, Chiroptera, Vespertilionidae.
CUUUAUUAAGUCUUUGUUGGGGACUAGAAAUCCGGCUGACUCCUUUCGUGGGGCGGGGACUGUAACUGUUAAGUCAUCUGUGGGUAUAACUUCAUCUCCGUAUAGCUCCUUUCCAGCACAUCACUGAGACCAUGCUGAUUCUUUUUUCUUCAGUGAUCCACUGUAGGUGUGCCAAGUGUUUCUGUUAUCCUACAAAGCGGAGAAUAAGAAGAAGACCCAGAAACUUAACCAUCUUGAGUCUCCCAGAAGACGUGCUCUUUCACAUCCUGAAAUGGCUCUCUGUUGGGGACAUCCUUGCUGUGCGAUCUGUGCACUCCCACCUCAAGUACCUGGUGGACAACCAUGCCAGUGUGUGGGCAUGUGCCAGCUUUCAAGAGCUGUGGCCUUCUCCAAGGAACCUGAAGCUCUUUGAAAGGGCUGCUGAAAAGGGAAAUUUUGAAGCUGCUGUGAAACUAGGCAUUGCGUACCUCUACAAUGAAGGCUUGUCUGUGUCUGAUGAGGCCCGCGCAGAAGUGAAUGGCCUGAAAGCCUCUCGCUACUUUAGUCUCGCUGAGCGACUGAAUGUCAGUGCCGCACCUUUCAUCUGGCUCUUCAUCCGCCCUCCGUGGUCAGUGUCUGGAAGCUGCUGCAAGGCCGUGGUUCACGAGAGCCUCCGGGCAGAGUGCCAGCUACAAAGGACUCACAGAGCGUCCAUACUGCACUGCUUGGGGAGAGUACUGAAUCUUUUUGAGGAUGAAGAGAAAAAGAAGCAGGCUCGUGAACUGUUUGAAGAGUCUGCUAAUCAGGGAUGUUUGACCAGCUCGUACCUCCUCUGGGAAAGUGACAGAAUGACGGAUAUGUCUGAUCCUGGACGGUGCCUCCACAACUUCCGGAAACUCAGGGACUAUGCUGCCAAAGGCUGCUGGGAAGCCCAGCUGUCUUUAGCCAAAGCCUGUGCAAAUGGAAACCAGCUUGGCCUAGAAGUGAAAGCAUCCAAUGAGAUAGUCUGCCAGCUCUUUCAGGCUUCCCACGCUGCUAAUAAGCAGAAGGUCUUUUCCGUGCAGAAGGGACUCAACGACACGAUGAGGUACAUUCUGAUCGACUGGCUGGUAGAAGUUGCUACCAUGAAGGACUUCACAAGCCUAUGCCUUCACCUGACAGUGGAGUGUGUGGACCGAUACCUACGGAGGAGGCUGGUGCCCCGAUACAGGCUCCAGCUGCUGGGCAUUGCCUGCAUGGUCAUCUGCACUAGGUUCAUCAACAAAGAGAUCUUGACAAUCCGGGAAGCCGUGUGGCUCACCGACAAUACGUACAAGUAUGAGGACCUGGUGAGGAUGAUGGGAGAGAUCAUUUCUGCCCUGGAAGGGAAGAUUCGAGUCCCUACUGUGGUCGAUUACAAGGACAUCUUGCUGACGCUGAUCCCUAUGCCACCAAGAACCCAGCACCUGUGCAGCUUCCUCUGCGAGCUCUCCCUACUGCACACCAGCCUGGCCGCCUACUCCCCAGCACGCCUGGCCGCAGCCGCCCUGCUGCUAGCAAGGUUGACACAUGGGCAAACACAGCCCUGGAGCACUCAACUGUGGGACCUCACCGGGUUCUCCUGUGAAGACCUCAUACCCUGUGUCUUGAGUCUUCACCAAAAGUGCUUCCAUGAUGACGUCCCCAAGGACUAUAGACAAGUCUCUCUGACUGCCGUGAAACAGCGAUUUGAGGACAAGCGUUACCAAGAGAUCAGCCAGGAAGAGGUGCUGAGCUACAGCCAAGUGUGUGCAGCUCUAGGAGUGAAACAAGAGAGCCCGGAACCCACGUCUUUCCUCAGCUCAGGGGACAUUCACACCUUCCUUAGCUCUCCUUCCGCAAGGAAAACCAAGAGGAAGCGAGAGAACAGCCUCCAAGAGGACAGGGGCAGUUUCGUCACCACCCCCACCGCAGAGCUAUCCAGCCAGGAAGAGACGUUACUGGGCAGCUUCCUGGAGUGGAACCUGGACUACUGCUCCGGCUACGAGGGCGACCAGGAGAGCGAGGGCGAGAAGGAAGGUGAUGUGACAGCUCCAAGCGGUGUCCUUGAUGUCACUGUGGUGUACCUCAAUCCCGAACAGCACUGUGGCCAGGAAUCUAGCGAUGAGGAGGCCUGCCUGGAGGACAAGAGAUGCCAGGACCUGCACGCCAUGGUGCCAAGCACCCAGACACCUCUGGCCCUAGGGCCCACGCCCCCUCUCUGUGGCAGCAGGGAACUGGGCAAGGACAUUACAACCUCAGGGUACUCCUCCGUCAGCAGCGUGAGUCCUACAAACUCCGUGAAUGGCGGCCCUCCCCAAUCUACCUCAGCACAUUCCCCAGGCAGUGACUUGAGCACACUGCAUUGCCAUCAUCAUGCCAGGAAGUCGUGUUUACAGUGUCGUCCCUCAAGUUCCCCAGAGAGCAAUGUUCCCCGGCAAGAGGUGAAAAGGAAAAACCUAUCUGCCCCCAGCAAGGAGGAGCAGGACACGAACUUGGGCUUCCUGGAGCUGUGAGUGUGUUAGUGUUUGCUGCAGUGAAUGUUUGCAGAGAGAGAGCUGCUGCUGCACUAGAAGUGGGAGCACUGGAGAUGAAUGAUGUGUAGACCCCAGUGGCCUCAAAUGGGGAACAGAGAACUUAGGAAGGGCACUGAGUGUCUUUCACCAGGCGAGUCCCAUUCCAGCUAUCAGAAUGUCUAAAUCAGAACAAAAACUCAGAUCCUUCUCUUUGAAAAGUUUCACCUCAAAGCAACACUGUGUGAAGCCUAUUUCUCUGUGCUCCCCUGUGUCUGUCCUGCUUUCUCUUUGGGAAGCUUAAGCCCAUGGCCUGACAACCCCAACCCCACUGAACCCUCAUCACAGUAGUGACAGCUUUCACAACCUGGAACACGUGAUCCAGGUAGCCUGGCACAGCUUCUCCACUCCCUCCAUCUCUCUGGUUUUAGGUUCUAGGGCAGAGGUCCUCAAACUACGGCCCGCGGGCCACAU